Messenger RNA from Argentina anserina (silverweed cinquefoil), 1969 nucleotides. RefSeq names its product DEAD-box ATP-dependent RNA helicase 41. Lineage: Eukaryota; Viridiplantae; Streptophyta; Magnoliopsida; Rosales; Rosaceae. The record is from RefSeq and is a predicted model, not a curated record. The transcript has 2 exons. Gene Ontology annotation, molecular function: nucleic acid binding; ATP binding; RNA helicase activity. Bases 49 to 1629 code for a protein of 526 amino acids.
UGCAAUAUUCUGGGUUUGCAGUGUCCAUGUGAUUGUCAAGGUCCUACAAUGGAAAUUGAGGACAAAGGUGGGCAAUGCAGGAGUUCAAAUGAUGAAGUUAAUGAUGAAGUUAAAGAAAGAUCUAUAGACCAAAGAGAGGCUCUUCCCGGUGAGCCUAAGUGUGUUAUUUGCAGCCGUUAUGGUGAGUAUAUAUGCGAUCAAACGGAUGAUGAUGUUUGCAGUUUGGAAUGUAAACAGACUCUACUAGGCAGGGUUGCCAACACCCAAUUGGCAGUUAGUCACUGUCCUCCAAAACGAUUGCCUGCUAAUGAUGAGUGCUUUUAUGUUAGAGAUGCUGGCGGUAAAUCUGGGACCUCAGUCAUACCUGAUGAUCAGACUGAGUCGCUUAGAACAAGACUUGAUAUUCAUGUGCAGGGAGACAUAGUUCCAGGACCUAUCUUGUCAUUUGCUUCAUGUAAUCUUCCGCAAAAGCUUGUCCAAAAUAUAGAGGCUGCAGGCUACGAAAUGCCCACACCUGUCCAGAUGCAAGCAAUUCCGGCUGCUUUGGAUGGCAAAAACUUGCUUGUCUCUGCCAACACAGGCUCUGGUAAAACUGCUUCCUUUCUGGUUCCAAUUGUUUCUUGUUGCUCACAUUUUCGCUUUGAGCACUUAACGGGCCAGAAAAGGCCAUUAGCUAUGGUUCUAACUCCAACUAGAGAGCUCUGUAUACAAGUUGAGGAACAAGCUAAGUUGCUUGGAAAGGGUUUGCCUUUUAAAACUGCACUUGUGGUUGGUGGUGAUGCCAUGCCCAGACAACAUUUCCGCCUUCAGCAAGGAGUUGAGCUCAUUGUGGGAACUCCUGGAAGACUAAUUGAUCUUUUAGCAAGCCAUGAUAUUGAAUUGGAGGAUGUAAGAAUUUUUGUUCUUGAUGAGGUAGAUUGCAUGCUCCAAAGGGGCUUCCGGGAUCAGGUGAUGCAGAUAUUUAGGGCUCUAUCACAACCCCAGGUUUUAUUGUAUUCUGCAACAAUGUCCCAAGAUGUAGAGAAGAUGGUGAACUCUAUGUCAAAACAUGUUACUAUAAUCUCUGUUGGCAAGCCUAACCGACCAAACAAGGCUGUGAAGCAGGUGCCUAUAUGGGUUGAGACGAAGCAAAAGAAGCAAAAGCUUUUUGAUAUAUUGAUGAGUAAGCAGCAUUUUAAUCCACCUGUUGUGGUUUAUGUGGCAUCAAGACUUGGGGCAGAUCUCUUAUCUAAUGCAAUUACAGUCACCACUGGUGUGAAAGCUUUAUCAAUUCAUGGGGAGAAAUCCAUGAAGGAGAGGAGAGAUGUCAUGAAGUCAUUUUUAGUGGGUGAUGUUCCUGUUAUUGUAGCCACUGGUGUUUUAGGCCGUGGACUUGAUCUUUUGAGUGUAAGACAGGUUAUUGUUUUUGACAUGCCCAAUUCCAUUAACGAGUAUGUCCACCAGAUUGGUAGGGCAUCUAGAUUGGGAGAAGAGGGUACAGCGAUUGUGUUCGUAUGUCAGGAGAAUAAGAACUUGUUUUCAGAAUUGGUUGAAAUGUUAAGAUCUUCUGGUGCAGCCAUACCUAGGGAGCUUGUUAGAUCACAGUCAUACACCAUUAACCGAGGCCAGAAGAGAAGAAAACACGGGUAAAUGAGUAAUGAUCUGUUCCAUAACUCAAUGUUUGUGCUUUAGUCUCUUUCUGCAUUAUUUUUCUCUUCCAUCUGUAGUACUUAACUGUAAUGUGUUCUGUAGCUCGAUGAAAAUAAUUUAUUCACGAAUCCAAUUUUUACACCAUAACUCAAAGUUACCCUUUGCAUGGUUUUCAGAAAAGAAUAUUUCCUAAAAUCACAACUCUAUUCAUGUUUUAAGUUAGUAGACAUCUUUUGAACUGUAAGGCACUCCUUUUCUUCACCAUCAUUCAAUCUUUUUACAAAGUCAUAUUUCAGUAUCACUUGGCUAUCCAUCUUGUGAGUUCUGUUUUGAGUAGCUC